CACCGACCAAGAUUGGAUGAGGUUCCAACGGACAGAAAAUAAAAUUAAAUGCAACGCAGUAAAGUUCGUUUAAGCGUCAGGUAAAACAAAGGAAUGGUUGCCGGAGACUGUAGAAAAUGCAAACAUAAUGAAAUCAGUUAUCAAGCGAUGGCACGCCAGGGAUAUUAAAAGCUUCGUUGCUAGCCAGAGCAGUGACAGCGAUAGUAGAAUUUGUCUAAUACAAGGUUUCAAGCCGAGCGAACGUGCUAGUUUGUCCACCGCUUUCACCGCAUCCUCUUCGCUUUCAUCCACUUCGUCCACCUCACUGCCGUCGCCAACACCGUUGCACGCAUCAAGCGCCACACAUGGAAAUAACAACAGCAACAGCAGUGGGAACGUCACUGCACUGCUGCCCACACAACAUAGUCCUCCCAUCGGCAACUACUUGCCACAAGCGGCACAGCAAGUGCCAACAGCUGCACCGCCGCCACCGCCACCACUACCACCACAAUUACCACCACCAGCGCCACAACAUGCACAUCCAGCAUCGGUGUUGUACCCAAGUGCCGCUUACAGUGACCAUGGUUUCCUGCAGAUGACCCUCGGCUAUUUGUCACCCUCAUCGGGUGCCUACAAAUCAGUGGACCCUUAUUUUCUGUCGCAGGCAAGCCUUUUCGGUGGCGGUCAUCUCUUUGGUGGUGCCGGUUGUGUACCCGAACUCGCUUUGGGCUUAGGCAUGGGCGUGAAUGCGCUGCGUCAUUGUCGGCGGCGUAAAGCGCGUACAGUUUUCAGUGAUCCACAGCUGUCGGGACUGGAAAAGCGUUUCGAGGCGCAGCGUUAUCUCUCUACGCCGGAACGCGUCGAAUUGGCAACCGCCUUGGGACUGAGUGAGACGCAGGUGAAGACGUGGUUUCAAAACCGUCGUAUGAAACAUAAGAAACAGCUGCGGCGGCGAGAUAAUACAAACGAACCCGUUGACUUUUCACGUUCGGACGGCAGCGGCAGCGGCAGCGGCAGCGGCAGCAGUAGUAGUCACAGCGUAAAGAGCAGUAAUAAUAAUAAUACUACCAUGACAUCCGCUAACAGCAGCCAGCACAACAACAAUAACAACGCACAUCAAAACGGCAAUUCGAACGGCACUGGCAAUAAUAAUGGAGUUGAAAAUACAAAUGGCGUUGAGAAGGCAUUUGCUGCGCAGGCUUAUGCACGUGAACAGCAACAACAACAACAACAACAAAGUGCACACCCACACUCACAUUCAACACAUUUACAUUUACGUGGCAAUAAUAAAAAUAGUAAUAAUACAAAUAAUAAUAGCGCUGUUGGCGUUGGCGUUGGUGACGCUUUACUUGGCCCCCACGACCACCACCCUCAUCAGCAGCAUCAUCCUCAUCAGCAACAUCAUCAUCACUCUCAGCUAAUGCCGCAUGGCAACCACAAUGUUUCAGCACAUCAGCAACAUUUACAAAUGCUACGCAACAUUUCGAGUGGCAAUUUGGACAAUGCAAUGGGUUUUCUGCAACACGAUUACUCGACGGACGAUUAUUCGGAUAUCGAUGAGGAUGAGGAGGAUGAUGAUGAUGAGAGCAGUGAUGUUGAUAUUGUUGGUGAUACGAAACUUUAUCACAUGACUUAAUGUGUGUAAAAAAAAAAAUUACUAAAACUAAAAAAAAAAACACGAAAUACAAUAACUAAUAUUAAUUUAGUGUUUAUAUAGUCAUAGGUGAUAAGUAAUUGUAGUUUUAUGGCAUAAUGCAUGAUGUGCACACUUCUACUGCAUGUCAAUACUUUGUCGGAGGAGAAUAAGGAAAUAU
This is a messenger RNA of Ceratitis capitata (Mediterranean fruit fly), 1793 nucleotides long. Its product is annotated as brain-specific homeobox protein. Gene Ontology annotation, molecular function: DNA-binding transcription factor activity, RNA polymerase II-specific; DNA binding. Gene Ontology annotation, biological process: regulation of DNA-templated transcription. The record is from RefSeq and is a predicted model, not a curated record. The transcript has 5 exons. Bases 128 to 1615 code for a protein of 495 amino acids. Lineage: Eukaryota; Metazoa; Arthropoda; Insecta; Diptera; Tephritidae.